AUGCUCGAGUGUUUCCAGAAAGCAGCAGACGUUUUGGGAGAGAAGAACAAGAAACAAACAGCCGGUGACUCCUUGACGGCGUCUUCGAUGAGGUCUUCAAGUGAUCAGAGCGAGAAGAUAGGCAACAAUGGUUUCCACGAAAACGGAGAGAGCCGGCCAGUUAUUUCAGUGACUCCAUUAAACAGUGUGCCUUACAUCGGUCCAACAAACGGUUACACAUCAUCAAUGUCAGCCAACAGAUCAAAUGGCAAUGCAGAGAAAGUAGGGCCUGCUAUAAUACUUCUGCCUAACGAAACAAGUCAAGAGUUUAAUGACCUACUCGCUCAAACCAAAACCGGAGUUGUCCUCACUGGAAGUGCAGCUCUGGGAAAAAUUGGAUACACCGUUGGUUUGAUAGAUGUCGCUCAGUCUGAUGACUCCUACUAUUUCCGUGUCUCGCUGCCUGGUGUUUCAAGAGAUGAAAAGGACUUUACAUGCGACAUUGAACCGGAUGGGAGGAUUAUGAUAAAAGGAGUAACAACGACGGGAGAGAAGACAGUGUGCAGACACUCGCAGGUCUUCACGAUGCUGACACAGAACAUGUGCCCUCCAGGUCAUUUCACCAUCUCAUUCCAGCUUCCAGGUCCGGUCAGCAACAAGGAUUUCAAUGGUAAUUUUGGGUCAGACGGUGUUCUUGAGGGCGUAGUGAAGAAGCUGUUUGAGAACUGA
Messenger RNA from Microthlaspi erraticum, 708 nucleotides. The record is from the annotation of a GenBank genome assembly. Lineage: Eukaryota; Viridiplantae; Streptophyta; Magnoliopsida; Brassicales; Brassicaceae.